AUGUUAAUCUUUUCAGACUUCCUACCGUAUUUAAAAGUGCCCCUGCAUACCAUUAUUAAAUUGACUCCAGUGGCAUAUGGCUGUCAGGUCGAUGAGAUCAACAUUCCUAUUGAAGCCGUCAACACUCAUCGCGAGAAACCUCUGGUUAUAUCAAAGACCUAUCGUAACUCCUAUAGCGAUAACUUUUCGCAAUGCUAUAACACGAUCCGCACUAAUGAUCGAAACUCACAAUACAUUUGUGGUAAACCUUUGAGGACUCGAUUCACCAGAACUUCCUUUAAAGACCUUAUCCUUAGAGAAGAUAUUGAAUGCGAUUUUUAA
Oppiella nova is the source of this 321-nucleotide messenger RNA. Lineage: Eukaryota; Metazoa; Arthropoda; Arachnida; Sarcoptiformes; Oppiidae. The record is from the annotation of a GenBank genome assembly.